Symbiodinium sp. CCMP2592 is the source of this 792-nucleotide messenger RNA. NCBI's taxonomy places the organism in Eukaryota, Dinophyceae, Suessiales, Symbiodiniaceae. The record is from the annotation of a GenBank genome assembly.
AUGCAGCGUUACCUGUGCGAUUUGGGUUUUACGGCGCCUGACAUGUAUGUGUGGAAGCGAGAGGAUUUUGAGAUCAAAAUCCCAUGGAGUGAACCCGGGGCUGGGCCUCAGGUCACCAACCAGUUGAAGGAAGCCAUGCUCAAGGACAGAUGGCAGCGCAUCGCAAGCCAAGAGUCUGCGGCGGGCUGCGAAGAGGGCAUUGACUGGACAGUGCCCAGGAAGAUGCUCAAACAAGCCAGUAAGCGCCCGUUGGUCGCGUCAGGCCUUCGCAUGCUGUGUCAGGGUGCCAUCCGGCGUGCGGGCCAUGGAGGCGACCUCAAGUCUCUCUUCACGGGUGAGCAUCUCCCCGAUCCAGCAAUCUUCUUCGGGACGGACGCAUCAGGAGGCACCAUGACUGGGUCCCUCCAGAUAGGCUCCACUGUCAACGACGGCGAGCAGGUGGCUAUCAACCAGCUGGCGGAGUGGACCAAGGCGCCGAUUAGGUCAUCCUCUGACAGCAAAAUGGCCAUAAAACGCUGUCUUAUGGCCAAGGCUCAUGAGGUGUUUCCCCAACUUUGGUCGGCGUCCCAAGAAAAGCGGGAGCUGGUCCAGCUCGAGUGGACCAAGGGUCACCUAGAUGAGGCCCAGCAUUGCCAAAGGUUUGGCAAAGAGAGCUGGUGGACAUGGGCCACAAACCUGGAAGCGGAUAUGGCAUGCAAUCGCAAAAGUGCUGAGGUCUUCUCGCACGAGCAAGCCUAUCGAACAGACUGUAUAGACCAGGUGGCCCGGGCCAAGGUCACCAGUGGAUGGUGA